Messenger RNA from Cicer arietinum (chickpea), 2014 nucleotides. RefSeq names its product transcription factor ICE1-like. The record is from RefSeq and is a predicted model, not a curated record. Gene Ontology annotation, cellular component: nucleus. Lineage: Eukaryota; Viridiplantae; Streptophyta; Magnoliopsida; Fabales; Fabaceae. Gene Ontology annotation, molecular function: protein dimerization activity; sequence-specific DNA binding; DNA-binding transcription factor activity. Gene Ontology annotation, biological process: regulation of DNA-templated transcription.
UGUGAUUGUUUGUGUGCGUUGCUCUCAUUCCAUUCCAUUCAUGAUGGCUUUGCAGCAUGUUAUGGGGAAUCGGUGCUUGAUUCCUCUCUUCUAACGUUCCAACCUCAUGUUGCUGCCUCUCUCUGCCAAAAACCGCAAUCUCAAAAUAACAAUAAAAUAGUCUUUUUCUUUUUAUUUUCAUGAAAGAAAAACAAAAGUGAAUGCCCUUUUCCUUCUGCAACGUCCUUUUUCCCUUUCUCUCUCUCUCUCUUUCUCACCUCUCACACACACUCAACCACAAAUACUUUUCUCAUAAUUCAAAAAACAAAAAACCAUGAUGUCCAGAAUGAACAACAACAAUAAUGCUUGGAUUCAAGAAGAAGAAAACAACAACACUAAUACUUCACCUUCUUCAUGGCCCACAAACCCAAAUUCAAACCCUAACACUCCUUCAUCACCUUCACCUUUUCUUCAAAACUUCUCUUCUUUCAAACCCAUGCUUGAAAUGGAUCAUGAAGAAGAAUGGUACAUGAUGAAAGACAUGGCUUUUUCACCUAACUUAGAUAACGUUCUUCUCCAAACCGUUGAUUCCGUUUCUUCCUCUUCAUGUUCUCCUUCUUCCUCCAUUUUCAACACCCUCGACCCUUCACCAUCACACCUUCAGCAGUAUUUUCUCUCUCCAAAUCAUAAACCUAUGAACAACGUUUCUUCUCUUCUCAACAAUAACAACAACAACAACAACAACCCUUUUGAUAUCCCUUGUGAAGUUGGUUUUCUUGAUCCUCAAGCUUCAUCUGUAGCUUCUUCGCUUCUGGGUAGUUUUGUUGAUUUCAGUUCCAAAACCCAUUUGAGCUUGCCCCAUUUGCCUCAAAACAAAGCCAACUUCAUGGGAUUUCAGAACUCUGAAGAGGGUUCUGGAAAGUCGGUUUUUUUGAACCGGUCCAAGAUUUUGAGACCGCUUGAUUCUUUGCCACCUUCUGGAACACAACCUACUCUGUUUCAGAAGAGAGCAGCACUGAGAAAAAACAUGGGAUUGGAAAUUGGUGGUGGUGGGAGUAGGAGCAAGUGUGGAAUUAGUGAAGGGAGUGAUAAGAAAAGGAAAUUCAGUGGUGGGGAUGAGAUUGAAGAUUUGAGUUUUGAUGGGUCUGGUUUGAACUAUGAUUCUGAUGAUUUGACUGAGAGUAACUAUAAUAAUGGUAAGAUGGAAGAGAGUAAUGUGAAAAAUUGUGGAAAUGCUUCCAAUGGUAACAGCACUGUCACUGGUGGUGUUGAUCAGAAAGGGAAGAAGAAAGGAAUGCCUGCUAAGAAUUUGAUGGCUGAACGUCGCCGGAGGAAGAAGCUCAAUGAUAGACUCUAUAUGCUUAGGUCCGUUGUUCCAAAGAUUAGCAAAAUGGAUAGGGCUUCAAUUCUUGGGGAUGCAAUUGAGUAUCUGAAGGAACUUCUGCAAAGGAUCAAUGAUCUUCAUAACGAGUUGGAGUCGACACCUGCUGGCUCUUCAUUGACACCUGUUUCAAGCUUUCAUCCUUUGACACCGACUCCACCUUCGUUGCCGAGCCGUAUCAAAGAAGAACUAUGCCAUAGCUCAUUGCCAAGCCCCAAUGGCCAACCUGCCAGGGUUGAGGUUCGGUUGCGGGAAGGAAGGGCUGUAAAUAUCCACAUGUUUUGCGCCCGCAAACCUGGUCUGUUGCUUUCAACCAUGAGGGCUUUGGAUAACCUUGGGUUAGACAUUCAGCAAGCUGUUAUAAGCUGUUUCAAUGGAUUUGUUAUGGAUAUUUUUCGAGCCGAGCAAUGCAAAGAAGGUCAAGAUGUUCAUCCGGAGCAAAUCAAAGCAGUACUCAUGGAUUCAGCUGGCUUCAAUGGAAUGAUCUAAUUAAUUAGUUUUGGCAACAAUCAAACCAGUACUUCCAUUUCAAACAGUCAAUUUAGCCAAGUUUUUUUACUUUUUAAUGGCUACCAUUCAAGUGUAUUGUGACUUCAGUUUAAGUUAAAUUAGAAGAAAUUUUCACAUGAAUGAAUUUUUCCUCUUUUAACAGCA